GAAGGACACGUCAGCUUGGACCACCUUGCAAUCAUUUGGACCAUCAAGAGUUUUUUUUUUUUUUUUUAAUAAGUUCUGGAACAAAAAUCAAGAAAAGUGCUUAUUUCUAGAAGAGUUUUGAAAAUGGAAAAAGAGGUGUAAUGUUACUUUCGGUGGCCUAAGGGUUUUGGUUUUCCAUAUAUUCCCAGCCUUCACCACCUACAUGACAUUACUGGAUUAAACACUGGGAUUAAUUUGCACAGACACGGAUCUACCAUAAACAUUUAAUUUUCAUGGCAGCAUAAGCUACGCAAGGGAUUAACUUGGAAAAGACUUUGAAACCAUGACAGAGACGGUUGAAGCCCGGUCGUCUACCACCACCACGAUGGUCAUCGACAAGAACGGAGACGCCGGGUCAGCGGCGGUACGGACGCCCAAGAAAACCUUCACAGAUGACCUCUACGCUACCUUCAGCUCCCCACUGGCCUGGAUCUUGGUUCUGGCUCUCGUUAUCACAUGGUCUUGUGUUUUCCUCAUUAUGUUUGAUCUGAUGGACCACAAGACCAUCUCAGGUCACCCACAGGCUGGCGUCAGGAAAGUUUUUAAGGAUACAGGCCGUAGAGGAGGCCUCACCAAGAUCGGCUCAGACCCCAUGAAUACGGUGACCGGUGCCGUGGAGGGAUCAGCGAACAUGAUCAAUGCAAUGUUAAAAUUUGCUGCCAGCCUGGUGGCUCCUGAUGAAGAGGAAGGAAAUCUAUAUGCAGUGAGGAAAAAAGGGGAAUUUCUACCAUCUCGAAGCAAAGUUAUAGGGAUGCAAGCAAAGGAGAAACCACCGGCGAUUGAAGUUGUGGAGGAGGAAGAGGAAGAGGAGGAGGAGGCAGAAGAGAUUCAGGAGGUAGAAGAGGAAGAAGUGGAGGCAGCUCAGGAGGAAGAGGAGGGGGAAGAGGUGGAGGAAGAGGUGGAGGAGGAGGAGGAGUAUGCAGAAGAGGAGGAAGAACUACAGGAGGAGGAAGACGAGGAGGAGGAGGAGGAAGAAGAGGAAGGAGUCGCAGAGGAGGAAGAGGAGGAGGAGGAGGAAGAGGAGGAGGAAGGAGUUGCAGAGGUGGAGGAAGAAGAGGAGGAGGAGGGAAUUGAAGAGGAGGAAGCUGAAGAGGAGGAGGAAGGAGUUGCAGAGGAGGAGGAAGAAGAGGAGGAGGAGGAGGAGGAGGAGGAGGGAGUUGAAGAGGAGGAGAAGGAAGAGGAGGAGGAGGAGGGAGUUGAAGAGGAGGAGAAGGAGGAGGAGGAGGAAGGAGUUGCAGAGGAGGAGGAAGAAGAGGAGGAGGAGGAGGGAGUUGAAGAGGAGGGAGCUGAAGAGGAGGAGGAGGAGGAAGGAGUUGCAGAGGAGGAGGAGGAAGAGGAGAAGGAAGGAAUUGCAGAGGAGGAGGAGGAGGAGGAGGAGGAGGAGGAGGAGGACAUAGCAGCUGAAGAAGAGGAGGAGGAAGGAGUUGAAGAUGUGGCAGAAGACACCAAAGAGGAGGAGGAAGAAGAGGAACCAAAGGAAGAGGAGGAGGAAAAGGAAGAAGAUGCAGAGGGAGUUAAAGAUGAGGCAGAGGAGGAAGAAGAGGGAGCUGAAACAGCUGCUGAUGAGGAAGAGGAGGAGAAGGAGGAGGAUGAGGAGAAGGAGGAGGAGGUCGCUGCAGAGGUGAAGGAUGAUGAGGAGGAAGAUGAGAAAGAACCUGAAGCAGCUGCACCUGAGGUUGAUGAAGAUGAUGAUGAAGAUGAAGUGAAAGAGGAAGCAGAAGAAGAGAAGGAAGAAAAGAAGGAAGAGGAGGAAGAGGAGGAAGAGGAGGAAGAGGUGCCUGCAGCAGCUGAUGAAGAUGAUGACGUCUCUCCUGAACCCAUCUCCACCUCUGAGGACGAAGAGUCAGACUCUGAGUCAGACGCACCUAUUGACACCAAAGACAGCGACGAAGACCUACUUGAUGAAGAUGAGGAGAAAGAUGAAGAGGAGGAUGAGGAGGAUAGUGAUGCUGCUGCCUUGACUGACUCCUCAGACAUCAGUGAAUCUGCACUUCUGUCCAGUGAGGAGGAGGAGGGUGAAGAGGAUGAAGAUGAGGCAUUAGAUAGCGAUGAUAUUGCCGAGACCAUUGAAGAUCUGGAGCUGGACCUUCCUCCUCUGCCUGCUGUCAGUGAUGAAGAGGAGGAUGAUGAUGAUUAUGAUGAUCUUAAACUUUCUGAAGAAGAUGAACUUUCCCCUCUGCCUGCUGACAGUGAUGAAGAGGAGGAUGAAGAUCUCAAAGUCACUGAGGAGGACGAUCUUCCUCCUUUGCCAGCUGAUGACGAUGAUGAUGAAAUCCUGGCUGAAGAGGUCAAAGCUGAUGAUGAUGAUGAUGAUGAUGAUGAUGAUGAUGAUGAUGAUGAUGAUGAUGAAGAUACUGCUGAAGAGGUCAAAGCUGAUGAAGAUGAUGAUGAUGAAGACAUUGCUGAAGAAGUCAAAGCUGAUGAUGAAGACCUGGAUGAAGAGGUCAAAGCUGAUGAUGAUGAUGAAGACAUUGCUGAAGAGGUCAAAGCUACUGAGGACACUGAGGAAGAGGAUGAUGACGAUGAUCUGGACCAAUCAGACGAAGACAUCUCCAUCGCCUCCUCUGAGCACUUUGCAGAUGAUGAAGAUGAUGAGGAUGACCUUGACAGUGAUGAUAUUGAUGACGCUGAGGUCGACAAACUUGAUGAAGUCACAGAAGAAGAUAUCCACGUGGAUGAAGAUGUUAAAGAGGAUGAUGAUGAAAAGGAGGAGGAAGAGGAGGAAGAUGAUGAGAUCCCUCCCCUUGAAAGCACUGACAGUGGAGUCUUGGGUGACGACGAUGAUGAUGAUGACGAAGAUGAUGAUGAUGAUGCUCUGAAAACAGAUGAAGAGUCUGCCAGCGAGGAAGCCAUAGGCACUGAGGUCUCAACUGAUGAAGAUGAUCUUGAUGAUGAGGAUGAUGAUGAGGAUGAUGAAGACAUUGAUACCAGCUCAUUUGAGAUCAGUUUGGAUGAAGACGAAGAAAAAGAGACUGAGGAGGCAUUAAUUGACACUGAUGAAGAUGAGGAUGAAAUCACAUCUGAGUCUGUAGUCAGUGCUACUCCUGAUGAUGAGGAUGAUGAUGAAGAUGACGAUGACGAUGAUGAUGAAGAUGAAGACGAAGACGAUGAUGACGUCUUGCUGGCAGCCGCCCUCGCUGCAGCAGCAACCAGUGUCCAGGAGGAGGCAGUAAAGACUGAGGCAGACAGUGAUGAGGGUGAGGAUGAAGAUGAAGACACGACUGAGGAGGCUGAAGCAGAUAAAACCGUGAGCAGUGAACCUGCUGCCCCCGAGGAGGAGGACGAGGAGGAGGACGAAGAGCCAGAGAGUGAAACUCAGAAAACUGUAGAUGAACCUGAAGAUAAAAAAGAGGAUGAUGAAGACGAUGAAGAUGAUGAUGAAGAGGAGAAGGCGACGGUGGAUGUCAUCAAACCUGUGCCUGAGCCUGAAGAGGAAAUAACGGAGACUGAGCCGUCAGUGUGUUCGUGUGUGGAACCUGUUCCUACUGUCAAAGAGACUGAGACCAAGACUGUGGACAAAAAAGAGGGUCCCAGAAGGGUUUCCGCUGUGAGAAGGAAGAAAGACAGAGACGUCUCAAAGUCAGAUGAAAAGCCAAAAAGGGCAGGUCUUCCUAGGAUCGCAAGUAUGGACCAUAGAGUCCGGAUCAGGAGAAUCCCUGCAUUCCUCAGAGGAAAGAAACAGGCAAAGAACAAGGCUUCUAAAGCAGAGCCAGAGGCACAAAAACCAACAGAGGAGCCAGAACCAACACAAGAAGUGGGUCCUUGCAAACCUGCACCUGUUUACUGUCCGUCUCCACCUGGCUGGUACGUUCAUCACGUAGUCACGGACAAUCCCUACCCUCCACCGACUGUGUCAGCUCCUUCUGCUCCUGUUGUGACUCAGCACCCAACACCCCAACCCGGUCCUGCACCGAUGCCACCUCUGUAUCCACAGUCACUGCUACAGUCGCUGUUUCCACAGUUCUUCUACCCACAGCCAAUGAUGCAGCCUCCACCAGAGCCGGUCCAACCAGCUGAACCGGUCCAGCCCACUGAACCAGCUGAACCAGUCACAGCAGCUGAACCAAAACCAGAGGCUCCCGUUCAGCCUGAGGUUCCGACUCCAGCUGCAGAACCUCAGCCUACUGCAGCUGUAGCUCAAGAACCAGAGGCUGUAAAGGUAGAGACAAAGGAUGCACCAACCAAAAAAGCUGCAAAGAAGAAAGCGAAGGCUGCUGAUUCAGACAAAGAGGCACCAAAGGUGGCCAAAGAGAAAACAAAGAAAGAAGCUGCUGUUUCAAAAGAGAAAGCCAAAGAACGCCCUGCAAAGAAAGAAGCAGCAGCAGCAGUUAAAGAGAAAAAGAAAAGUCCUGCAGUGGUUAAGAAAGAACCAGCUGUGAAAGAGAGAAAGGCUGCUAAAAAAGAACCUGCAGCUCCACGACAGAAAAGGAAGUCAGUGUCUGAAAAGACAGCAUCUUCUGUCAAGAGCAAAGCCAAGACAUCUGCCGCCAAGAAAGAACUAGAAGUUCAUCCACAGCCGAUCAGAUUCAGGUCCAGAUUUGAAUCUGCUAAGAGGGCGAAUGAAACGUCUGAACCAGCCAAAACAAGACCAAAAACUGUGUUGGAGAAGAAAAGUAAAGCUGAAAAGAAACCUGUCAAGGAGGCUCAAGAUAAAGGAGAGAAACAAACACCACCACCCAAAGAGCCCCAGCCUGACAGUGCAGAAAAGAAGAAACCAGGACAGAGAUACUUCCAGUGCGUUUACAUCCCAGGCAAAGGCGCCCAGUACCCCUUACGACCUUUCACCCCGGCCAUGUCUCCUGCCAUGAUGUCCCCCGCCAUGAUGUCCCCGGCGAUCAGAUCGAUGCUGGAGCAGCAGAGAGCGGCCAGGGCGGCGGGCCAAUAGGACAACCUGACCUCUGACCUCAUUUCUGACAGCGCUGCACCGCACCACUGGGCCAGCAGGGGGAGUGUUUUUACCCUUAACCUCUGAGGAAACCACAGACAGUCAGAUAAAAGCGAGAGCAAAAGGACUGAAGUACUUUGUCUUUAAUUUAUUUAUGUAUUUAUUUUCUCUGUGGUUGAGCUCCUGGGGUUUCAGAAGAUACAAAAAAGAACACAUUAUGAAUAUUCUGUGUACUGUACAUAAUGCAUAUAUUUGUUAUUUAAGGUAAAACAAUAAGUACAUUCAUUAGCACAUUGAUUUCCUCUUCACUUUUGCACUCACAAAUACCUUUGAUACAUUAUUUUUGUCAGUGUAGCUCGGUGCUUGGACUGGCCCAAUGCUCACCAGUUUAAAGUUUCUGACAGUCUGCAAAAAAAGGCCAGUGUUCUGCUUGAAGAAACUGUUUGUAAAAGAAUAACUGCAGCUGUGUGAAGUGCUACGAAUUUACUGAGAAGAGCUUUAAGGUUUGUAGCACAUGCUUACAAAUCAACAGAAUUUGUAAUAUGUAGUGGAAAUGGAUGACUACUUUGAGUGUUAUGUUUUAAUAAUAACCAUUUCUUCUCUCAAAUACAGUUCUUAUUUAUGAUUCUUGCCCUGAAAUGCUGCAUUAUGCAUUAGACAUUCAGCAGACUGCUGGUUCAGAGAACUGAUAGCUUUUAUAUUUACAUAAAGAAUAGACACUUAACAAUUACAUUAUAUUUUUACAAUUUAAAAACAGGUAUUUUAAUAGAUAAAACUGCACAUCAUGCUCAGAACUUCACACAGUUUGGUCAUAAAUACAAACAAUGGAACAAUCUUUAAGCUUCAAGUUAUUUCUUAAGUCAUCAAAAUAAAAUCUCAGUUUUCAUUCUUAUAUUUAAUGCAAACUGUUAAUUUAGAAAUGAAGACUGAUAUGGACUAAUAUAUCUCUAUUAUAUCUAUUUUCGUUAAUGGCAAGCCUUCAAAUCUUUAAACCACUAAAAUGACAAAUAUCUGCUUAUCUUUGGUUUAUAUUCUAAUCUGCACACAGCUUUAAUAAAAACACCAUUUCAUGUGACAUUUAAACAAACUGUUCGUACAGUACAUUUUACUGGUUUAACACUAACAGCUUGUGUUUUUGCUGCUUAGAUGUCACAUUUUAGCAUGCAAAUGUUGGAAGGUCAAAUCCCAGGAGCUCCCACACCUGAUCCCAGCAGACGCCCUGUCUCUGAUCAUUAAUCCAACAGGCUCAUUACCAUGUGGCGGUACCGCAGCUUUAUCAUCAGGGAGGAGGAAAAAGGAGGGUGAGCUCAUGGCUGCAUGUGGCAAGAACAUCAGGGAGUGUCUUUGUUUGGGUCAUUCGCAGUAAAAGAUAGAUUUCUGUGCCUCGUUUCAGCCACAGUUUUGUUCUUUAAAGUUGGUCAUUUGUGAAUAUGAAGUUUACAGUUUAUGAACCACUCCAAAUACUGAUAACCUGAUAAUUAAAAGCUGCUUUUAUCAUUAGUUUGUGGUUAUGUAGAAGCAGAUUUGUUCCCCAACUUCAAUACUAACAGUCAAUAUGAACCAUUAUCCUCUAGUUAAAAGACAAGUCGACCAUAUGUGGCACAUUAAGGCUUCAUUUGCAAUAAAAUAAUAAAAACACAGGAAUUAGUCUUGAUAAAAACAGUAAAAACCUAACAGUGAAAAAUUAAAUAGGAACUACACACAGAAUAUGGGUAAAUAGAGGUCAUGAAGGCAAAUUAAUGUGGAUAACAAAAUAUAAUACAAUUUGGUUAAACAAUAAAACUAAUUAAAAUAUAAAUAAAGACACGUUAUUACUAAAUAAGGCAGAAUUGGAGAUACAAAUGAAUACAAUUUUUUGGGCAAAAAAAACUAUACGACACAUAGGAUAAAAGAUCCCUCUAGUCUCAUAUACUGACUAUUAAAAGUGUAAUACAUAUGCAAAUGAAAAUAAACCUGGAUCCAGUGAAGAAGCAAACACUUUAAAGAGGAAAUGUGUUUGUUUUCAAUUUUGCUGGAAGUAAAUAUUGUAAAACAUAAACAUAGUGUCAUGAUAAAGAUUUGUAUUUUAAUAUUAGGUGUAAAUUUGGUCCAGUUUUCCACCUUUUUGUGACCUAAAGUGCAAUCUCAGUAACUUAAUCCAGGAACAUGGAUUAAAAAGACAAUCAAUAUAUUUAGAUCAUUUAUUAUAAGACUGACGUGUUUAUGAUCAGACGAAGUUUGGAGACGGGGCGUCUGCACAUGAUGAUUCUGAUGUGACCAAUGAGACGCUGUGAUGUCUGCUACAGUGUGUGAAUGUCAUUUGUGUCAUUUUUAUCCAACUGUGGAUCAUAUUUAUUUAGCCAAAUAUUUUCAGUUACCUCACUCGUUCAUAGCCCUGGUUUUGUUCAUGACAGUCACAGUCCAUCCCAGUCAUUAGAGUAAAAUGUGGCUGUUGUAUGUUUCUAAAAACCACACUAUAAUAUCAAAAUUAUUUAUCAUUUGAUUAAGUAAGAGUAAUUUUCCAUAAUAUCUGAACUUCCUACUUUAAAAACGUCUUAAAACAAACACGUUAUUUUAGUUUUAAUGCAUUUGAGAGUAAUUAUCAGUUAUUUUUCUUUUGUAUCGUGGAAUAACACUGUGAAGGAUUUUAAACUGAAAACAGACAGAACAAUAAAAAAGGAAAAAUAAGUGCAAUGCAAUGUCAAAAAGGGCUACUUUUCUACUUUGAGUAUAUUUCAGAGUCACGUUUACUGGAGUAGAAGAAGUUCAAUCAAUACUUACCAAUUUCAAUACCACAUGAUAUAUUUUUUAUGUAUUUGAUAACACAUAUACACAUGUAGAAAUGCAACUAAUGUAAUGCAUAACAGCAUUAAUAAUUAUAAUUAACAGUCUGUUCUACUUUAUCUUUUAUUUUACAAUAGAUUCAUAAAGACUAAAAGACCCAGACACGAGAAACAAACAAUAGUGCAUAAACAUUGCGUCUAUAAGUGUCAUUACCUAAACUAAACACAUACAGUGUUAAAUAAUGAUGCAUGAAGGUUUUUUUUUGACUGAGCUGACAACCUUGAGCAAUUACAAGUCUACAAUGCUGACAUAAACAUCUUUAGAAAACCUGACACAUGUUGAGAUUUUACAUAUCUGUGGUUUGCAGAGACAUACAAUGGUAGCUUUUCAUUCUUGUGACUGAAUUGGAUGGUUUUGUUGUUGUUACAAAACCGUUGCUGAUGAUUACCAGCAAUUUGCUAUUGUCUUACAAAUGAAAACCUGCUGUUAAGAGAGAUACUGUAAAAAGGAUGGAACAGCAGAAAAGACACACACUACGAUGUUUUUAAUAGUGAUGUGUGACACUUCUGAUCUCCUGCUGAACCACCGAGACCCUUUUAGUCAAUCUACUUUCCCUUUAUAAAGACAUUUACAGUCACGGAAAAAAUCAUUAGACCAUCAAAAGUCAUCAGAAACAAUGGUUCUACAAUCAAGUACUAACUUCUGUGUGUAUCAUGUGACUAAAACA
Molecule: messenger RNA, 8414 nt
Organism: Sphaeramia orbicularis (orbiculate cardinalfish)
Lineage: Eukaryota; Metazoa; Chordata; Actinopteri; Kurtiformes; Apogonidae
Product: trichohyalin-like
Exons: 34
Coding region: 323-4924 (1533 amino acids)
Cellular component (GO): membrane; sarcoplasmic reticulum
Molecular function (GO): signaling receptor binding
Source: RefSeq, a predicted model, not a curated record